GAAAAUGGCACACUUUUUGUGCUUUAUACUAACACAGCUGGCUAGUAUUCAGAGAGUACACCACGAUCAUUUUUGAAAUGGAAAGAUUCACAGAACUAAGUUCUGGUUCUCCGUGGUUGUUUGAGAAGAUUUCCACUCAGAUAAAGAUCGCAAGCGAUGUUUUCUUUUCUAGUGCUUUCCUCGCUCGUCGUUGUUUACCAAUGUUGUCAGCACACAUUAGGGCUGGAGUCAUGUGACAGGGGAUGGACAAAGACAGCAACAAUGGAGAUGUCGUUAAAGAACUGAAUACAGACUCUGUGGCUUCGGAAGAUCCGGCAAGCAGUGACACCUGUAGAGAUGCCCCAGCAAGUGAAGGAAAUGCUAGUUCUGAAACUUUUGUCACCAUACAGAGCCAGGAAGAGAAGAAAGAAGUUGUUGCCAACGAAGAAGCUGCCAUUUCCAUAGAUAGGUUGUCAGCUAUCACCACUCUUGUCAAACAGAAGAAACAUGCAGAAGCAUUGGCCGAAUGUGAUAAAGCACUUGAAGAAGACCCCCAACAAUGAAAAGAUCCUGGAGAAAAAAAUCAAAGUCUUCUGUCAUCUUGGCAAUCUUCAGUCAGCAUUUGCUCUGGUGUCAGAUUGGGUAAAGCAAAAUCCAGAGCAUCCUGUUGCCAAAAGGGAGUUCAAAAGACUUGAAACAGUGAUGGCCGUCUUGCAAGAUGAGAAUUCAGAUGAUGAUGACAAACCAGCUCUUGGUGCUACCAGCUGUCAGAAGCCAUCUUCCACCCCUCCGCAAACUCCUCCUGAGGUAGAGGCAGUGAAACCAGUUCCCAAAAACACUGUCAGGGUUCUUCCACCUCAGCCACCACGCAACACCACCAAGCACAACAAUGAAGAAAGUCUUCUGUACUUCUGCUCAUUCUGUGAUGUCCGAUUUGCACGUCAAGAGGAACUAGACACCCAUUGCCACAGUGAUCAGCAUAAAAACCAUCUGGCAUCAGAUGAGAGCCAUGGCUGGACAUACAGACCUCCACCACGUGGCCAGACAAGUGAAGAAUAUGCACUCUGUCAGAGGUAUCAGACUUCCAGAUGUCCAUUUGGGGACAAGUGCACUCAAGCUCACUCAGAGGCUGAGCUGGAGGAGUGGCAGGAACGGCUUGCUUUCCGCAAGCAGCAGCUUCAGAAGGCUCGGGACAACCAGCUGCAUGGCAACACAUUCACUGAGCGACUGUUGGAAAAGCUAACAAACCCAGAGGGACCAAAAGUUGGUUUGGUGCAAAGUCUAGAAUUUGUCAAGAUCCAUGUGAACUCAGACCUGAAAGUCAACAUGACAACUAAGAAGUGUACUAAUGCAUGGACUUUUACUGUAACAAGCAAGGUUUGCCUUCAUGGUGUAGCCCUUCUGGAUGAUGUGAAUCGCUCUUAUUUUCACAUCUCAAGCAUCUCUGUUGGACCUAAAAAGACACAAAAAUACCAGAAUCUAGAGACACACUGCCAGGAGUGGAUCAACCAGGAUGCUGUCAGUAAAAGUCAAGAUAAUAUCAACAAAAGUCAAGGGGAAUAUGUUUACAGGGUCAAGAUUGUCUUUAAGACAGACAUCUAUGGAACUUUUCGCCAGUCAGUAAUAUUUGACUUUGGGCUGGAUGCCAUAGUUGUACGAGAGACUCAGGUCGAGUCAGCACCUGUUACUGAUCCUGAAAAGCUAAGCAAAGAUUUGGUUCUCAGUACUGCCAAUCGGUGGACUCAUGAUGAUGUUACCGUUGUACCAUUUACACCCAAAUUGGUGUCUUACUUGGACAAAGAAGAGCAGCUUUUGUCAAAAUAUAUCCUUCCUCAUGCAGACCGCCUGUCUUUACUAGAAACUCUCACACAGCCACUCAGCAAAGAUAACUACAGACUGUGGAUGCAUGAAAUGCUGUACCUGGAGGAGCUAGCAGAACUAGCCUUUAUCCAAAGAUUCAAUGUGUCAGCAUCCUUGCAACUAGUGAAUCGCUUCCUUCUCAUGCCGGGGGCCUUGUCCUCAGCCAAGUACACCCGUGAGGGGGAGUUGUUUGCUCGGCUGAAGCUGGAAGAUGUGCUGUCAGAGGACUCAAUGGCUGGCCGCCUUAUCUUGCAGAAUGCACAGAUAGCAUGGGUAGCACCAGCAGUUGACACAAGUGAUGGAAAUAAAGAGAUGAGGAAGGUGUAUGAAGCUAUGAUUGAAGACAAGGGAAAGAACUUUGUCUUUCUGCGCCUGUCGAGUACCUGUGUGUCUGAUCUCAAACUGACCUGUGAUGAAGACUUUGUUGCUCAGAUUCAGUUCCAGCUGAAUCGCUUGCCCAAGUGUGAAAUGCAUGCUGCUGUUGAUGGCCUAUCUACUCUUGACAUUGUAUUUCCAGACACUACAAAAAUUGUAAAUGUGUCAGCCCCAGAUGAAAAAGUGAUCACAAGCUUAGAAGAUAUGCCACUUAAUGCCCAACAGAAGGAAGCCAUUCUCAACAUCACUGCUCUGGGAAGUGGAAAUCGGCCUCCGCUGCUCAUUAUAGGACCGUUUGGGACAGGCAAAACUUAUACCUUGGCUCAAGCUGCAAAGCUGGUGCUGCAGCAAGAGGGAACCCGUGUUCUCAUCUGUACUCAUUCAAACAGUGCUGCUGACCUGUACAUUAAAGAUUUCUUCCACCCAUUCGUGGAGGCUGGGCAGACAGAACUUCGGCCACUGAGAAUCUACUAUCACCUUCGCUGGAUGCAAACAGUUCCAGAGGUUAUUUUGCAGUACAGUUUGUUUCAAAGGGAAGGACCAGCUGCAGGAACAUUUGGAAUGCCAACAACAGAAGAUAUCAUGAAGCAUAGGGUAAUCAUAACAACACUUUCCACUGCCCGCUACAUCAACGACCUUUCCCUUUCUCGUGGAUUUUUCACACACAUCUUUAUCGAUGAGGCAGCCCAGGCUCUAGAGUGUGAGACCUUGAUUCCUUUAAGUCUGGCAAAUGAGGACACCUGCAUUGUUUUAGCUGGGGAUCACAUGCAGAUAAGUCCAGAAGUGUACUCACCAUUUACCCAACAGCAGGGAUUUCAUCUUUCUUUCUUGGAACGCCUGUAUGACAUGUACCCUACACAAUGUCCAUGGAAGGUGAUGCUCUGCGAGAACUACCGUUCCCAUGCAGCUAUUGUAGACUUUACCUCUGAGCUCUUCUAUGACCACCAGCUGAUUGCCAGUGGCAAGCAAAUACCUCAUCCCACCCUGUAUCCACUGUCCUUCUUUGCUGCAAUGGGAGAAGAAGUGCAGCAUGAAAACAAUACUGGCUUCUACAAUUUGUCAGAGAUGUAUGAAGUAGUGGACCGAGUGGAUGAUCUUGUCAAGAAAUGGCCUGAGGAGUGGGGGGAGCUUAAUGGCAACAGUAUCAGUGUUGUUUCCCCCUACAUGGAUCAGGUUAUCCGCAUUCGUGGGGAGUUACGCAAGCGCAAGAUUUACAAUGUCUCAGUAGAGCGUGUCCUUAAUGUGCAAGGCAAGCAGUAUCGAGUGAUCAUCAUAAGUGUAGUGCGUACCAGGCGUUCAUGCCGCUCCAGUGGUGGUGCAGAGGAAGAGUUCAUGGACUAUGGAUUCCUCUCAAAUGUGAAACUACUGAAUACUGCAAUCACCCGAGCUCAGUCACUUGUUCUUGUUGUAGCAGAUCCUGUCUCACUUUGUCUUGUCGGCAAAUGCAGAAAAGUAUGGGAGUAUUUCUUGGAGGUGUGCCAGCAAAACAACAGUCUCUUUGGGAUUACCUGGAAUCAGUUGCGAUCUCAGCUUGACCGUGCUGAGGUGGCCAAAAACUAUGUCCUUAACCCACUGGCCCCAGAGUUUGUGCCUAAUCGCCUCUUCCACAUCACUCGUCAGAGCGCCGAGGCAGCAGCUGCAGCAGCGUACUUGCCUCAAGCCCCACUCUGGCACUACAUGGGGCCACAGCAUCUCCAGUACUCUCAUGGGGCUCCUUACCAGAUGUACCCACAGAUGAUGCCAUAUUUUUCCAUGCCUAUGUACACUCCCUAUGUGGGUCCAGUUCUGAUGAGGCCUCCGGCAGGUGGGGGAUUAUGGGGCCACCACAAGGGAGGUGUUCCUCGUGCUAAUGUACCUCACCUGGCAGCCCAACGAGCAGAAAGUAUCCGCAUGGUAGAUUUUCGACCAUCCUACAAGCCAUCACGUGGUCGGAUGACUGCGUAUCCUUUCUCUCGCUUACCCUUGAGCUACCCACUUCCCACGAUGUAUCCUAUAUAUCCUAACAACCAUCCUUCACACCAAGGCUAUUAUCUACUGCCUGAUGAUCUUCGAUUAGCUGCCCUCCAGCAACAGUACAGUUUUCCUUAUAAUCAUCAGCCGAUCAUCCGUCCUCCCCUGGGAGGACCACACACGCAUUUGCAUGGCCCUGUCUACCAUGGCAUUCCACUUCAUUCUCCAUUUGGCAGUGGACAGCAUGGUCUGGCCAGUCCUAGUGACCGAGGUGAUGAAGGUGUGGAGGCCCGCGGCUCCCCAGACACCAGACUUAACACUGGCAACUCCAGUAGUCCCAUUCCGGCUUUUCAAGUGCUACCGAAUGUCAAGCAUGUUCCACCUCAUCUGCGACCAGGUUUGAAUCCACCUAGCCAGAACUCUUCUCGUUCCAGCACACCUGUGAACCAGGUCCCCAUGCCUUCCAUUCCAGGCCUGGCACCAGGGCCCCUACCAGAAGGUCGAGGCACUCCUGUGUCAGAGCGACCAUACAGCCCUGCCAAUUACGGUGUUGGCCGCAGUUCCACACCCCUCAGCGCUGAAGAAGCAUCACAAGAUGUCAAAGACAGGGGCCUACCAAACUUUGCCAAAAGUGCUGCUACCAGCAACUUGGUAUCAGAUAUUAUGACAGGCACAGGUAACAGGCCUGUUAAGGCAUUGUCUGAGGAAGGUGCAGCUGAAACAUAUGCUGAGGUAUCUGCAAAUCAAAACAACUACACUGCUGCCACACCUGCUUCUGCUUCUCUCAAAAACAAGAGGGAUACAAAGCAGCUGCGCCUGCAGACAACUGGCUUUAGCCGCCAGUUCAGCGACGACUUGCCGACACCAACAGCCAUAACAGACAUUGUUCGCAUGAUCGAAGAAAACAUUGAGGAGGGCACGGAAAGCUCUGAGAAUACACCUUCCCCAUCCGCUGUCCCCCAGAGAAUCCAUUUUGUUUCACUCCACAAUGGACGUAAUGCAGCUCUGAGUUCUCUGCAACUUGACUUGACGGCUGCACAGCAACUGCAGCACCAGCAGCAUAAUCAACCAGGCAGCGCCAACUCACAGCCUUCCUCUUCUGACUCAUCGUCACCUGCCAGCAAGAAUGAGGAGCGCCCAACUUACGCUGGGGUUGUCCAAAAGAUGCCACCAUCACCAGGCACCCUGGUGCCUGACAUCAGCCAGAUGGAGCCACAGACACCACGCACACCAUCUGGCUUCAUGACACCAGGUGGUGACAUGGAUUUGGAUCCAUUUGGGAUCCUUAAGAGUCUUAAUAUUGAAGCUACAAAUGCUGAGCAGCGCCGCAUUCAUGGGGGAAAUUCUUUGCAGUGAGAGGCAUUCAUGUAUGUAUGCAAGCUUGCAUGUGUGUACACACAUGCGUAUACAUUUUGUGCACAGGGAACAACUGUCAGUUUUUGUAACCUCGACAGGUAGAUUCCGAUUUACCUUCCAAAUUAUGUAUUUCCUCUGUACAUGAGGUAAAAUUUCUUUCUAGUCCUAAUUCAGUAUCCAUGCAAUUAAAUAGUUAAUUUCCUUCUCACUUUAUUCAGCCUGUCAUGUUUUAGGCUGCUGUUCUCUGUCAGCAUUUGGUUAGUCCUUUAAUAUCUUUGGAAAUUUUUGUUAUUUUCACUGAGAUUAGUUUGUGGACUUAACCACUGCCAUCUAUGUUAAGGUGAUUUUUGUUAAUAUUUUUACAAGGAUCAUUCAUGACCAGAUGGCAGCAUUUAUUGUACACAUUGUAAAUUGCUAAUAGCCUGUAAUAAUAGUAACUGCGGCCCUAUGCACCACUGGGGGUGAUUAGGAACAAGAAGAAGAACAGUAGUAAUAAUAAGGAUUUUGAAGUAUGCCUUUUUCUCCUAAUGAAUGUUGCGAGUGUCAUGCAACAACAAACAAAUAAGACGUUAUAUUAAUAAGGAGUUCAGAAGUGAACAGAUAGAUAAAUUGAAAGAUGAGGAAACAUGCAUUAGUAUGUGGAGAAGAGUAUUGGUGGGAAAAGCAUAUGCCAGUUAUGAGAGAUUUUGAAGAAUAUGCUUUUCUGAUAUAAGCUGUUAACUUUUGACACAGGCUUGAGAGAGUAAGGUUUAACAAAUCGUAAUUUUUAAAAAAAAUCAACUGAGGAUCAUAACAGGAAAAGGAAUAACACCCAAGUGGCAACAGCCAUAUUUGCGACUGGCAUAGAGUAAAAUCUGUCAUUGUGCAGGUCCCUGCAUUGUGCUACCAAAUAACAGUUGUUUGGUGCCUGUAUCAUUUCAUCACUGUUUUCUUAUUCGCACAUGCUUUUAGUUUAUUUCAUGAAACAUUAGAAGCAAGCCAUAUUGUGGGUUAUGCUUAUUUUGCUUGUUUUUGUUUUUGUGUUCAGGCUUUUGUUUUGUUUUGUUUUAUGUGCCAGCUGACAUCUUCCGUGUUCUAGUUUAUGCUGGUCCCAGAGAAGAUUAUUGUAAUUUAUAUUUGUAAUAGAAAUAUCAGAUUUAUAUCACAUGUACUCUAUAUGAGUAGCUUGUUAGAUUUAAGUUUGUAUUUUAGGUCAUUUUCAAAUUUUAUUUUUAUUUGACUUAUGUCUUAGUUUCUUUGAUUUGCUUGCUUCCUGAAGGAGAUGGCAUUAACAAUCCCAGUAUUGUAUGUUGCCCAGCUAACUGAAUCUGAUCUUCACAAGCUUCAGCUGAUUUAUGUAAUCAUAUAAUCUUUAUACAUAUUUACAAGCCUUGUUUGCAAACUGCUUAAUUCAGUCAAGAUGGGUGCCACUUCAGUGACAACCAUUGCAGUCAAGAUGAACAACUUAACUUCUUCAGUGACUUAAAAAGUAGCUAAACAUUCUGUUUUGCUACUUCACUUGUAACCUUAGCAUUCAAUACAUCACACUUUUAGAGCUGCCUUUAGUCUGCCUGUCCAUUUAUGUUUAAGGUCAUGGUCAGAUGAUGGAGAGUAUAUCUACUAAACAGUGGUAGUGAUCGUCUGUAAUGAACAUAAUGUGGGUCCUGUACGCAAUGGUUAAUGGUGCUAGUCUAUACUCAUCUAGCAUGCACCCACACAAUUACAACACAUUCCUUCAAUGCAGAUACUUUAAUAUGAGUCAAAAGAAUAUAAUUAGACAAAAAGUGCAUGCAUACAUAAAGGAAUAGUUGCAAGUAUCAUUCAGAUAUUAUCUUAAAACUUAGCUUUCUGGCUCUUCUUCUCAUUACUGGUCAUCAUGAUGAUAGUUUCAAGGUUUACAAGUUCACAAGCUAAAAUUCACACUUCACUAAUAAUUCCUCUGUUCACACAUCCAUCAGUUACAGUUCACGAUUCACUAAUAAUUCCCUACUUCAAAUACAAUGAUAUUCCAAGUCCCUCAGACUCUUUUACGUCUUACACCAGACGGACCUCCGUCGGCUGUUCGCUACCUUGCCACCCGGAAAAGUGAAGUUUUUUUUUUCUUGUACUGGUCUAAAGCUAUUACUAAAAGGGGGCGUUGAUUGCCUUGGGCGAUACCCGGCUUUUAGCUGGACAAUAAGGGGUACACAGUUAUAUCCCCUGGCCGUACAUCAAUUGCGGCCGCUUACAUGGAUGAUGUUGUUAGCCCCUGACUGGCCACCAGUUGCUGAAUGGGGCAGCCAGACGGGUGGUGCGUCAGCCAGGCUGAUGUGCUGCCAGCUUGACCCGUUCAUGACCUAUUGUCCCUAUCCUACGGCCCUCCUCAAAACUUUACCCUAACAGAAUAACUACACUAAAUACACUAAACACACAAAGUAGAAAAUAAAUUUUGUACAUUGUCUACAAUACAAUAAUGGUGGGGAGGGGUAAAAGAGCAACUGAUGGCUCCAUGAGCACUGUCUAAACUUUAUCAAUUAGAAAUUCUAUAUAAGAGGUCAUGAAAUUACCAAGAUUUUGUUGGGUUUUUUUUUUCUUAAAUGGGAAUGGGAAAUUUCUCCAAUGAGGAGCAGACAGAAAAGCCUCAGUCCUGAUGCAUAGUAAGGAUAAGGAGUUUGCAUUUCAUUUGUUAUAGGAUUUUUUUUGUUUUUUUUUUGUUUGGAGUGCUAAUGUGAGAACAAUUGAACAAUGUUCUGGACUCAAAACAUCAAUGAAAACAGAUUUUCUUUAUUUCAUACCCAUGUGAGCAGACUUAAGAUAUGAUCCAUAAAUAUGAUCGUAUAACCUCAAGGUAUGAGCAGAGACAGACUUAAAAUGUCAUCCAUGAAGAAGACCAGAUGAGCAGAUGGCUUGAUCUCAGAAGGUUUUAUGAUGCCACCGACAUUUGAACAUUGUAGACUUUUUAACAUGCCUUAGUACAGCAACAUAUUGUUCAUUCAUUACAUCAUCUAGCUUUUGAAUGUCCAGUGUUCGGUUCCUUCAAGCCUGUUUAGGCCACACUUUGCUCAUGGAGGAUAUCAGGCAAGAGCUUAUAUCUGCACCUUCUUACACUUUCUUUUUUUUGGCCAAAUAAUUGUACUUUACUGAGGGGCUGUACUUCAGCCAGAAAUAAGUCAAAAAACGAAACUGAAUGUCAAAUCAUAUUGGUAGGGCUGACCUAGCACCUGGACUCAUCAUCAAGCUGCUUGAAAAUCUGUUUGAGCGCUAUCCUCACUUGUUCUUCAUUUUCAAAGUGCAAGCCAUGCAUAUCCUCGAGUAGUUUUAGACUGAUAUCAUAUCGGUUCACACAGUCCGGGUAUUUCUCUGUCAUGUAUCUUGAGAGAGUGCCGUGGAGAAGUUUCCGACCUGGGUGAUGUCCUCUUCCGGUCGUGUUUUGUCUUCUCUCAUUGACAGAGCUGACAUAAGGGCUAGCUCUGUGUCAUCCAAGCGUAAUGAACUCAGUCCUUGGAAAACAUUCUCCACCUGAGUCAUGGCCAUGCUGGUCGCCUGCAUCUCCUGCAUGUCUCUUAAGGUUAGGAGGUCUCCAUCUUGGCCAAGCUGUUCCGUUAGUUGCAUAUAGUUUCUGCUCCACUGGAGAGCAAAUACAUCGAUUACAGAUUUUCCUAGAUGCGUGGUCUGGUCAUCGCUUUUUAAAUUCAUAAAGCCGAGAAUGCUUUGUGCAAAGCACUGUAGUUUACGUAGUCUGCGUUGUAUCCAAAAUUCCUCUGAAUAGGCUGCCUCCUCUUACCGGGCUGCCUCCGACUGCAGCGAUACCUCGUUUUUAAUCAUGGUUUUGAACGCAGAUUUUAAUUGAGCAAUAAGUUCCUUGUCCUCGUCAGUCACAUGUGUAGUCAUCAUCAGGCUCAACACAAUAGAUCCUUGAACAACUCUCUGCUUUUACUCAGCAUGUCGCACCUUACACUUUAUGUAUUUUUUAAAAAACCCUUCAGUUGGUGGCUUUAAAAAAUAAUCUGUUUAUUGCCAAAUGCUUGUGUGAUAAAAGCUUUAUUUGUAAAUUUUCUAUACAUAAAUGCUUAUCAUUAUGAUUUAAAGAUAAAUUUACAUAGUUUUAUUCUCAUAUAUCUACAAGUGAUUUUCAUUUGCUUACACAGUAAUUCUUCCCAUAGCUGCAGAGUUGUAAAACUGCUGUGUUGUGGUUUCUCUUUUUAGUCCUUGUUGUCACUUGCUCAGACAAGGAGACAUCAGAUUAUAACUAGGCCAGAUUGCUUAUGUGUGCAAUGCAUAGAAGAAAAGCAUAUGAACACAGCUCCCUUGGUUUUGAUAUAUAAUCAUGUAACAUAUCUGUGAAAAUGUUUUGUGUUAUUUGACUCUGUAGUAAAUAGAGAGUUAGCUUGCAGUAAAUUGUUACUAAAAUAGGCUGUGCUUUACUUUAUACACAUCUUUGUCAGGCGAGUAUUCAAGUCACUAAGUUGUUUUCACUGUUGGGAAGUAAUCUAAUUUUCUUUUUCUUUCUUGUUAACUUUAGUGGUAUUUUUAUAGUGGACAUGUGGAGAAGAUUUUUAAAGGGAGGAUGGUUUCUUUGAUUUUGCACCAUUAUUUAGUCCAGUUGUGCUUUGUGUUCAUGCCAAAACAUGCCUUGUACUACAAUAUUUAACCAGAUCGCGUGUAACAUAUAUUUGCUAGGAACAUGCACUGGCCAAUGCUGGAGAACUGAGAACUGUAUCUUUGUCUGAAAAAUGUGUUAAUUUGUAUUCUAUACAGGUUUCAAAAUGAACUAUAUGCCAGGUUUUGGAAAGAUUUAUCCUUUAAAUUCAGAGCCAGGGACAUACUCAUUGCAUGACUGUGGCAAAAUAUAUGUUUUCCGCCACGUCAUGCCCACAAAGUGUUGCAGAUGGUGAGCUUUAAAGAAACUAUUUACUGCACAAAGAUGAUGACCAGAUUUUUUUUUUUAAGUCUCUUGAAGCCUUUCUUUGAAUUGUGUUGGGUUUUUUCCAUCCUCCUUUAGUGGGGCUUUUUUGCUACGGCCAUUAAGAUCCUUAAGGAUCUACAUUCCUUCUAGGUACCAUUAACGUGUUUUGAAAUAUUUUUUUUAAUUCUUCAUUUUCAAUCCCAAUUUUAUUUUUACUUGAACAUUAACAUGUAAGAUGAUCUUAGAGUCAUUGUUAUUUGUAUUAUGUAAAGUUUUCAGGGUAUUGGAGACAUUACUUUAUGGUCAUCAUAGCCAUUUGUUUGGGAGAACAGUUGAGAUGGAGUUAUCUGUAUUAAACAUGCAAUUUCACAUUUGGUCUGUGGGGGGAAAAUAUCUUCCUGUAAUCUUGUAUUGAAAAGCAGAACUUAGACCUGUGCAUCACUGAAAAGAAAACGGAACAAACGGAACAUUCUUCCAGGUCUCUAGCAUUUACCAUGCAGCAGUCUGACAGAGUUGCUUAUAACCAGGUGCACAUCUGGUUUUUGGAAAAGGUCUGUGUAUAGCUAGUUCUGGAGGCAGAAGUCACCUAUUCUAUAGCCUGCCUCCUUGCAGCAGCUUUGGAUUCUCUGCAUACAUAGCAUGCUCCCCUUCUGAAGAUAACAGAGAAGUUGUUGCACGAGUUUUCAUGCAGACUAAAAUUUUCAUAUUUUUCAUCUUUCAAACCUGGUGAGGGGGUGGGGGAUGUCAUUUUACAGUGCAUUGUGAAGGCAUAUUAUUUGUGCUUCAUGAUGCAAAAGUAAAAAUUGAUUAGUUAAAAGGUUCAUGCUGCUUUGGUGCUGCACUAAUAAGGUGAACCUAUUUUCAGAAUAUUUUCACAUAGAGAAAAGAAGGGCGCUGUUCAGUGCUGACAGUGCCUGUGGUUGCCAUUGUGUCCAGUUUGUCAACACAUUAGCUGCAAAGCCACACAACAGUAAUUUGCAUUGAAAACCAGAUGCCAGAUAAUGCAUUCUGGGAAGGUGAAAAGGUAGAACAAAAGUCUUGAAAUCUUGUGCUCAAGAUCGUACUUUCAGCUGUUGGUGACCUAUCAAGAUACAUAAGUUUUAUUCUCAUUUUUUUUUUUUUGUUGAUGCGUCAUUUUUAAUUAUUCAUGACAUCAGUUUUGUUUCUUCACAAGUAUGGUCCAUAGACUGGGCUUUUACUUUAACACUACUACUGAUACUAAAAUUAGCGUAGGUGGAUGUGCUGGCAGUGUUCAUGUUCUUUUAUAACUUCUGUUAUUGAUCAUAAGCAGACCUUUUUUUUUUUUUUUGGCACCUGUUCAUCCUGAAAUGAGUGAAACAAACACAACCUCACUUAGUUUUGUUUCGGCAAGCUUUCGCAUUUAUUUAGCACAUGCUUUAUUGUGAUUAUCAGCUUUUGAAGUUUGCUUUUCACUUGUCUUUCAUGCUGAUAGAAAGUGAUAGCAGUGACCAACUUUCGCAAAUCAGUCUGCUUCUACAGCACUCUGCUGCCAGUAUUAGAUCUUAUUUUGUGAUAACUGCAACCUGUAGUCUUAUGGACUUUAGCUUUUUUUGUGUUAGUGUAAAGACCCUAACUGCAAUGCUACACAGUCACACACUCUUGCUUCAUAUGAUUGUUUUCAUAUUUUGUAGUCAAGCAAUAUUGAAUUGCCUAUUGAAGCAGUGAAUACAAUUUCCAGAGACCCUUUGUUCACAAAGAGAGACUGUAAGUUGAUAGCUUCAGCAAUUGUUUUUGAGAUUCAAGAUAUCGCGUUGUGAUGUCUUACAUUUUAGUCUCGGGUUAUAAUGCUGAGAUAAUGUUGUUUUUUUUUUCCAAAGCAAAUGUAGCAUUAAUAAAGCUAAUUAUUCCAAAAACAUUUUCUGGAACAGUAUGUGUGGUUUACUACCUUUUAAACCAAAUUGCCCUGAAAUCAUUUUUUUAAUGCUUGACAAAUAGCAGACACUACUAAAAGUGGACAACUAACAUUUUUGACAAAAGAAAACGCUGUUGGUGUGUGGUUUGGUCAGCCUUCAGAAUUCUUGAAUUGUUGUUUUUUGCAAAUGCCCUGGUUGUUGUUAUCUUUGUAAUGAUUAAACCAGGCAAGGAGUAAGCCGUUGUCAUGAAAUACUGAAAGACUCGAUAGUUGUAUAGAUGAUGCAGCUGUCGGUUCUAAAUGAAUGUUAAACUCUCAAAUGCUUUUUUUUUAAUCAUAUGCUUUUUUCUAGCUUCUUUAGAGAUUUCAGGUUGAUGUUUUUUGUGUACGUUCAUUUAUUGAAUGUAGGGGAAAUGGUUAUGUUAUUUACUAGUGCUUGCUUGUUCAAAUGUUUUAUCAAGUUUAAAUUUUAAACUCAGAAUGGUAAAGCAUGGAUCCUAGCAUCAAUUUUUUGGAUUAUGUUAAUGUGAGCACUGAAGGCUAUUGACAGACAAGUUCAUAAUUCUCCUUGUUAUCAGCUAAUGGGAGAUAUUUAUCUUCUGUUAACACUUUUUCUCUGUGUCAUUAGAAGCUAUGUAAUAUCAUUACAAAUGACAUGGUCUCAGAUGCAGCAGUUGUAACAAGUUGGAUGCAAGCACACUUCUCUAGUCCUAUAUAUGAAUUAUAGAAAAUAUUUUUAAGUUUUCCAAAUAUCUAAUGUUCUUCUUGUAAUCUUUUGCUAAAAAAGGACUAAAGGCUUAUUAAUUUUUAAAUUAUAGGUUCUUGAUCCUAAUUUAUAUGAUUGUCACUCUUUUGUAAGGAUUAUUUUAAUUGUGUAUGGCUACUACACUAAGGGCCAUGCAUUCUUGGAAUUUUUUUUCUUUUUUUAGUGCACAGUAUUUCAUCCUGUCAUUGCUGUGUAUGUUCCAUCAUAGUAUUAACUGAAUGCUAUGAAAGUUUAAACAAUGGAGAGAAAAAAAAACAAAGAGAUCUGGUUUUCGUCACCUUACAUUUCAUGAUUAUAUUAUCAUCAGAGGCAAUUUUUUUAGAUUAUGACCAGAGAAACUGACUUCUCCUUUCUGUUUCUCUUUCUAUAUGGCAGCUGUGCAUGAAUUUUAAAGUCUUAUAAAUAUUAUUUUCACAUAUUCCUAGUGAAAUUAAUAGUUUAUAGACUGAUCUUUACAGUUUAAAAAACUGCUACAGAACAACCUCACAUUUAAAAAAAAUCUUGGAUACAAAAUGCUACAACCAUUGCCUAUCUUCUCGUUGGACACAGAGUUUAUUCUAUAAGAGCAUCCAGUAACAGUUUCAGAUAAUGAUCUGAUAGUGAUUAUUUUUUGCAAACUUUUUGCCAAGACAUUUUUCCCAACCUUUCUUAAAGAGGAUAAUUGAACUUGCACUGAAAGCUAGCCCCCAUUUUCUUUGCAACUUGUUACAAAAAAUUUAUCGCUUAUUUAACCAGAGAGAGCUGGUCUGUGAUAUGCUGGUGUCUGUUGCCUGGUCAUUGCCUUUCAGUUUCAGUUUCUAGAUAAACUAUGCUUUUUACGGCUUUUGUUAUGAGUACAAUAAUGAAGCAUUCCGAAGUGCAGACAGACACAUUUCACUGCUUAAAGAACAUACUUGGGAAUGAGAGCCCUAUCUUUUGGCAAAUUUCUUGUUUUUCUUGCUGUGUACAUAGAUUAUAUAUAUAUUGUAAACAUACAGAUUUUCUUGGAGUGUUGCUGGAGCCGCUGCCCCAUCUAUGCUUUGUGGUGGUAGAGGUUCCUAUUGCAACUGUUUAAUUCUGUGCUUGUUAUUCUGAAAGGGUGCGGCAGCCAUUUUCCAAGUUGCUCUGCUACAGACAGGUCAUGUGUGUGCAAGUUUGUCACAGCAGAUUACAAUUUUUCCUGAAACACCCAAUUGCUUUUUCAACUGCAACUACAAAGGAAAACAGAGUACUAGUGUUGUAUUAACAAAAUCCUGUGGCACAAUUUAAGUACUGACAUGAAGUGCUUGUAGCAGAGAUUUGAUGAAAAUGUGAAGACUGUUGCAUUAAGCAUCAACACUAGAUUUUUAGCUUCUUAGUUCAAGUGUUUAAUGAUUAUUUUUUUUAGCAUUGCUGGAUAUUACUGCUUGCAAAUAAAAAAAGAGUGGUUAUUAAAAUUACAAUAAAG
This is a messenger RNA of Pomacea canaliculata, 14449 nucleotides long. Its product is annotated as probable helicase with zinc finger domain. Gene Ontology annotation, molecular function: helicase activity; metal ion binding. Gene Ontology annotation, cellular component: cytosol; P granule. The coding region runs from base 487 to 5520 and encodes 1677 amino acids. The transcript is spliced from 23 exons. Gene Ontology annotation, biological process: regulatory ncRNA-mediated post-transcriptional gene silencing. The record is from RefSeq and is a predicted model, not a curated record. NCBI's taxonomy places the organism in Eukaryota, Metazoa, Mollusca, Gastropoda, Architaenioglossa, Ampullariidae.